Choloepus didactylus (southern two-toed sloth) is the source of this 7945-nucleotide messenger RNA. It is a transcript of the gene ADCY9, whose product is annotated as adenylate cyclase 9. Gene Ontology annotation, molecular function: adenylate cyclase activity. The coding region runs from base 1 to 4575 and encodes 1524 amino acids. Gene Ontology annotation, biological process: cyclic nucleotide biosynthetic process; intracellular signal transduction; adenylate cyclase-activating G protein-coupled receptor signaling pathway. The transcript has 13 exons. The record is from RefSeq and is a predicted model, not a curated record. NCBI's taxonomy places the organism in Eukaryota, Metazoa, Chordata, Mammalia, Pilosa, Megalonychidae.
AUGAAGGCAGAUGCCACCGGGAUUGAGGACCUCGAGGGUGAAAAACAGCAUGGAACCCUGGUUUUCUGCAACCAGGAGAAUGAGUGGGUGAGGGAAGAGGUUGCGCCACAGCCGCUCUUUGAGCAGCAGGCGCCCCGGCGUUGCGCGGAGGGGCCCUCGGGCCGGCAGUGCAGCCAGCGGUCCAGCGGCCCGGGCGCAGCGAGGGCCCCGGUGAGGGCGGGCGGAGCCGGAGCGCGCACCCCCACCGCGCACCCCCCGCGAGCCCAGCGCGCGCACGGAGGCGGGGCGGCACUCGCGCGCGCGGCCGGGACCCGGCGGCGGCGUGCGCGGGCGGCGCGUGCGCGCUGCGGCGGGGCGAGGGGCGGCGCGGGCGCGAGUCUGUCAGUGACAGCGGGAGGGGAGGGGGCCGGAGCUGGUGGCGGCGGCGGCCGCGGCUCUUCCGACAUGAAGCGGCGGCAGCGGGAAGGACGGCGGCGGCCGCGGCCCGCGGCGGCGGCUCUAGGCUCCGGGAACCCCGGCCCGGGAGGGCGCGCGGUGCGCGGCAACAUGGCCUCCCCGCCCCACCAGCAGCUGCUGCAUCACCACGGCACCGAGGUGAGCUGCGACUCCAGCGGGGACAGCAACAGCGUGCGGGUCAAGAUCCACCCCAAGCAGCUCUCCUGCAACAGCCACCCCAAGCACUGCAAGUACAGCAUCUCCUCCAGCUGCAGCAGCUCGGGGGACUCCGGGGGUCUGCCCCGGAGGGUGGGGGGCGGCGGCCGCCUGCGCCGGCAGAAGAAGCUGCCCCAGCUGUUUGAGCGCGCUUCCAGCCGCUGGUGGGACCCCAAGUUCGACUCGGUCAACUUGGAGGAAGCCUGCCUGGAGCGCUGCUUCCCGCAGACGCGGCGCCGCUUCCGGUAUGCGCUCUCCUACCUCGGCCUCGCCUGCCUGCUCUGGAGCGUCUACUUCGCCGUCCACAUGCGGUCCAGGCUGGCGGUGCUGGCGGCCCCGGCCCUGUGCUUCCUCGCCGUGUGCGCCGGCGUCUUCCUGUUCACCUUCACCAAGCUGUACGCGCGGCAGUACGUGUGCACCGCGCUGGUCCUCACGCUCCUGGCCUUGGCGCUGACCCUGGCCGCGCAGUGGCAGGUCUCGGUGCCCCUCCCGGGCCGCGCCGACGGCUCCAAUCACUCCCGCGCCGCCCGGCCGCCGGACCCGUGCUUGUCGAGCGUGGGCAGCUUCUCCAUGUGCAUCGAGGUGCUCCUUCUGCUCUACACCGUCAUGCACCUGCCUUUGUACCUGAGCUUGGCGUUGGGGGUGGCCUACUCGGUUCUCUUCGAGACCCUGGGCUACCAUUUCCGAGACGAGGGCUGCUUCCCCGCGGCCGCCGCGCCCGCCCUGCACUGGGAGCUGCUGAGCCGGGCCCUGCUGCACGUCUGCGUCCAUGCCAUCGGCGUCCACCUCUUCGUCAUGUCCCAGGUGCGAUCCAGGAGCACUUUCCUCAAGGUGGGGCAGUCCAUCAUGCAUGGCAAGGAUCUGGAGGUGGAGAAAGCCCUGAAAGAGAGGAUGAUCCACUCGGUGAUGCCGAGGAUCAUAGCGGACGACUUGAUGAAGCAGGGGGACGAGGAGAGCGAGAACUCGGUGAAGAGGCACGCCCCCUCGAGCCCCAAGAACCGGAAGAAGAAGUCCUUCAACCAGAAGGCCCCCAUCGCCUUCCGCCCUUUCAAGAUGCAGCAGAUCGAGGAGGUGAGCAUCCUGUUCGCGGACAUCGUGGGCUUCACCAAGAUGAGCGCCAACAAGUCGGCGCACGCGCUCGUGGGGCUGCUGAACGACCUCUUCGGGCGCUUCGACCGCCUGUGCGAGGAGACCAAGUGCGAGAAGAUCAGCACCCUCGGGGACUGCUACUACUGCGUGGCGGGCUGCCCCGAGCCGCGCGCCGACCACACCUACUGCUGCAUCGAGAUGGGGCUGGGCAUGAUCCGAGCCAUCGAGCAGUUCUGCCAGGAGAAGAAGGAGAUGGUGAACAUGCGCGUCGGCGUGCACACCGGCACCGUCCUCUGCGGCAUCUUGGGCAUGAGGCGGUUCAAGUUCGACGUGUGGUCCAACGACGUGAACUUGGCCAAUCUCAUGGAGCAGCUAGGGGUGGCCGGCAAGGUCCACAUCUCCGAGGCCACCGCCAAGUACUUGGACGACAGGUACGAGAUGGAAGACGGGAGAGUGAUGGAGCGUCUGGGGCAGAGCGUGGUGGCCGAGCAGCUGAAAGGUUUGAAGACAUACCUGAUCUCGGGCCAGAGGGCAAAGGUGCCCCCCUGCAGCUGCUCAGCGGCCGUGCCCCCCGGCCCCGAGGCCGCUCAGAGGCCACCGGGCACGGCAUCGCCAGCCAGCACCGGUGCCUCGGCCCCCGCGGCCAGAGCCUCGGACAACCACAAGAUCUGCCGCUCGUGUGGUACAUUUGCUCCCAAACCUGAAGCUGGAGCAGAAGGAGGAGCCGUCCAAAAUGGCUGUCAGGACGAGCAUAAAAACAGCACCAAGGCUCCCGGAGCAGCCGGUUCCAAAGCCCAGAACGGCCUGCUGGGCCCUCCGCGGGAGGAGAAGCUCACCACCAGCCAGACCUCCCUGUGUGAGAUCCUGCAGGAGAAGGGGCGCUGGGCCGGGGUGAGCCUGGACCAGUCCGCUCUCCUGCCGCUGAGGUUCAAGAACAUCCGGGAGAAAACAGAUGCCCACUUCGUGGAUGUCAUUAAAGAGGACAGCCUGAUGAAAGAUUAUUUUUUUAAACCACCCAUUAACCAGUUCAGCUUGAACUUCUUGGAUCAGGAGCUGGAACGAACCUACAGAACCAGCUACCAAGAGGAGGUCAUCCGGAACUCCCCCGUGAAGACUUUCGCCAGCGCCACCUUCAGCUCCCUGCUGGACGUGCUGCUGUCGGCCACGGUGUUCCUCACCCUCUCCGCCGCCUGCUUCCUCAAGUACGGGGCAGCCGCCACCUCCCCGCCGCCCGCCGCCCUGGCCGUCUUCGGCGCGGCCCUGCUGCUGGAGGUGCUGUCCCUCGUGGUCUCCGUCAGAAUGGUGUUUUUCCUGGAGGAUGUCAUGGCUUGCACGAAGCGCCUGCUGGAGUGGAUCGCCGGCUGGCUCCCGCGCCACCUCGUCGGAGCCGUCCUGGUGUCGCUGCCCGCCCUCGCCGUCUACUCCCACACCACCCCCGAGCUGCAGACGGACGUGCAGUUCGCCUCGUUCCUGUGCUCGGCCAGCCUCGUGGCCGUCGUGCAGUACUGCAACUUCUGCCAGCUCAGCUCCUGGAUGAGGUCCUCACUGGCCACCGUGGUCGGGGCCAGCACCCUGCUGCUGCUCUACGUCACCCUGUGUCCCGACAGUUCUAUAAUAAUUUCACACCUCGAUGAAGUAAAGAAUUUCAGUUCCGAGGGGAGUCCGUGCAACAGCUCGUUGCUGGAUGACCGCAGGAGGCCAGCCAGUCUGCUUGGCCAGGAGGUGGUCCUCGUCCUCGUCCUCCUGCUCUUGCUGGUCUGGUUCCUGAACCGGGAGUUCGAGGUCAGCUACCGCCUGCACUACCACGGGGACGUGGAAGCCGGCCUGCACCGCGCCAAGAUCCAGAGCAUGAGAGACCAGGCCGACUGGCUGCUGCGCAACAUCAUCCCCCACCAUGUGGCCGAGCAGCUGAAGGUCUCCCAGACCUACUCCAAGAACCACGACAGCGGGGGCGUGAUCUUUGCCAGCAUCGUCAACUUCGGCGAGUUCUACGAGGAGAACUAUGAGGGAGGCAAGGAGUGCUACCGGGUCCUCAACGAGCUCAUCGGGGACUUCGACGAGCUCCUGAGCAAGCCGGGCUACAGCAGCGUCGAGAAGAUCAAGACCAUCGGGGCCACCUACAUGGCCGCGUCGGGGCUGAACGCUGCCCAGCGCCAGGACGACGGCCACCCGCAUGAGCACCUGCAGAUCCUGUUCGAGUUUGCCAAGGAGAUGAUGCGCGUGGUGGAUGACUUCAACAACAACAUGCUGUGGUUCAACUUCAAGCUCCGGGUCGGCUUCAACCAUGGGCCCCUCACGGCAGGGGUCAUCGGCACCACCAAGCUGCUGUACGACAUCUGGGGGGACACGGUCAACAUCGCCAGCAGGAUGGACACCACCGGCGUCGAGUGCCGGAUCCAGGUGAGCGAAGAGAGCUACCGUGUCCUGAGCACGAUGGGCUACGACUUCGACUACAGAGGGACGGUGAACGUCAAGGGGAAGGGGCAGAUGAAGACCUACCUGUACCCUAAGUGCAUGGACAAUGGGGUCGUGCCACAGCACCAGCUGUCUAUCUCCCCAGACAUCCGGGUCCAGGUAGAUGGCAGCAUCGGCCGCUCGCCCACAGACGAGAUCACCAACCUGGUGCCCUCCAUGCAGAACCUGGAUAAGACGUCACUAGGUUCCGACAGUAGCUCACAGGCCAAGGAUUCACUCCCGUCUCCUAAGAGACUCUGGAAAGAGCCUUCCAGGGCAGAAGAGAGGUGUCCAUUGAGCAAAGCCUCAGAGAAAAGUGACUGCGAGGAGACAGGGCUGGAGGAAGCCAGUGAGCUCACCGGAGUUUUCCAGAGCGUGUGACGCAGCAUCCAAAGCUGCGUGAGGUGCUCCGCGUGUCGAGACACAAUCAUAUUUGUAUUUGGCCGCGGUGCUUUCGAGGUGUCAUGGCCUCCGUCCCCAAAGUGGCAAGCUGUUGCACCAGCCCUGGCUUCUGUGUGGAUCACACAGAUUACUUGGGGUUCAUCUCCAUCUGUUUCUUUCCUUUUGCUCCCCACCUCGGUGUGACCCCUUGAGCAAUGUGGAGGAUAACAAGUGCCUUCAGGGUCUGGCCUUGGCCUCAGGCCUGGGGAUGGAGGCCCCCUGGCCGAAAUCAUGCAUUGGGCAACCUUCGGCUUUCAGAACAAACGCUGUGGUCGAGAGAGCAUUUGUAUUGCUUUUUCUCACAAGACACUUUUUUUUUUUUUUUUGCUAAUACAGUGUUUUUUGAGGUUGAUUUUUUUCUGUAUACAUAAUAGUGUUUUACAGUUUCCUGACCUUUCCAUGUAAACACACAUGUACCACGCACACUAGCAUUUAGGAAACUGAUGGAGAGGGCCAGUCACUGAGAGGGGAGGUGAAGGGGCGUGGAUGGAGAGAAGCAGUUUGCCAGGAUGACCCGGCCCACAGCCGAAGCGCCCAUGAGCACUGCCCUGCAGGCCCCCUGGGGUCUGGGGCAGGGACCCUUUCCUGGCGCAUCGUGGUUUCCGGAGCCCAUCCACUGUCACGCGUGAGAUUUCAAAGGCGAUCCAGCAGCCUGGUUUGUGAACCCAGGCCUCGGGUGUUGAAAAGCCAUUUGCCAUCCUGUUGGUUACAGCCGAGGAAUCUUCUGGUUGGGAACAAAGGGGGUCAUCUCCAAAGCUGACUCGCCUGAGAAACUUGGAGCAGAUGUCUCGGGGGGGGAGCAUCUAUUUAUUUAUUUAUUUAUCAGGACACGCCCGUGUGUGUGUGUGUGUGCAUGUGUGCGCGUGUGUGGCAGACAGGGCGUGGGGCGGCUGGUUUCCUUGAAGGGCUCAGGAAGGGCCUGGCAGAACCAGAAGCCAGUGGCCAAGAGCCACCCCAGGCCUCUGGCACCCAGCAGGAUUUGUAGCCAAGCUGGGGUGGCUUCCCAGACAUUCAGCGUACUUUGGGUCAGAAAAACUCAACCCCCCUUUCCCAACAGAAUGGAACAGAAUGUCGCCACCGCCCAGGGCCUGUGGAGCCAAUGCUCCCCGCGCUCCUCCCAGGGAGCUGGGUUGUGGGGAGACCAGUGGGAAGUACCGGAAUCAGGCAUCAGACCAAAGCACAGGUGGGCAGGACCAGUGACCCCCUUUGCAGAUAUUCAAAACAUCCCUCGUUUUUUCCUGGUUUCAGCCUGCAGAGGCCUAUGGGUGGUGGGAUGUGGCCUCAUGAGCUCAUCCCAGCCCUCUUCGGACAUCCCUGCGCUGUAUUUGGGGACAGUGAUCUGUGUGCAGAUGUGCUUUGGGAGGUCUGGAAAAGCACUUCUUGACUUCUACUCCCACUGGCGGUUCCAUUCUGCCACAGCGAGCCUGGGGUCGAUGUAGAAAGGAACCUAGACCCGGGUGGGCUGGCCACAGUCAUUGUUAAGCCUCGCUAGGUGGAGACCCCACUCCUUACCCAAUGAGGUCCUCCCCAGCCAGCUUUCACGUGUCUUCCUUCCACUGUCAGCCCUUCCUGUUGCUUUCCACGGUCCCCUGGCCUCUGCCCUCCCCAAGCGCCCACAGACUCUGCAUGGUGGAACACCAUUCCCGGCCAGCUGGCACCCCCAGGACUGCAGCCAUGUCCCGAAUCUCGGCUCGAGAGCAGCUCAGGAACCGUUUCAGAUUCUCCUUGGCAUCUCCUGCCUGUGGUCUUCCAGGACUGAAGAAAGGAUGGUUGUGACAAUACCUCUUGCUUCUCAAGAAUGUAUUCUUAUAAAAUAUUGGAGAACUUUUACUUUUUUUCCCCAAGAAACACUACUUGAUGCUCCCUUGCACGGAGGGGUUUCCUCCUGUCAGUAUUAGGGGGUGGGGGUGCGUGCUGUCAGCUGCCUCGGCCCUCUGUCCUCAGGCUCUGUUGCUAGAGUGACGACAGAAGGGCCAGGCAACUGCCCACGUGUUGCUCCCCCAGCCCCAUCCUUGCUCUUCCACCUGAGUGGGCUUUACGGAGGUUUACGCCCUUGCACGCUUCUUCCCCACUGAGCCCUUUUCCUUCCCUUACCACUAAGGUGUCUGUGACCCUGACCCUGGGGACCCGGGAGAUGCAAACGUUAGGGAGAGAAUCCUUCCCACCUGGCAGUCGAGUUGGCCUCAGAGGAUGGGUGGUCCAGCCCACAUUUCAAACUGUCUUUAACAUCUGCCAGAGCCCCACUAAGCAGCCAGGACAGACGUUGCCCCUGGGCCACUCGGCCGCUCAGACCCUUCCCAGUUCCCUGCACUGAAGCAUACCUCACCGCAGAACCACAGAAUCUCUGCAACGGAAACAUUGGUUGGCAUUGACUGGAUGGACGCUGAAGACAGACAAGACAGGUUUCUGAGCAGUGCCCAGGUGCUCUCGAUGCGAGGGAGGCCAUACCUCGUUCCAACUUAGGGCAGAAAGCAAUACUUUGCAACUGAAUGUGUGUAAAUAGUUGUUUUGAGUUGCAAUUGCUCUUUUCUUCUUGACCCCAGGUCAGAUCAAAAUUUAUACAUGUAUAUAUAUAUAUAUAUAUAUAUAUAUAUAUAUAUAUAUAUGAUAAACAAGCACACACAGUUUCAUCCAAUACAAACAAAUGUGGAGCAGCAGUUACAAAACGCUUAAAGAGCUCCAAGUUUCCCAGAUUUUACACACCUGUGCAUGACUUGUCGCACAGACUUCACACAUGGCGAUCACACCUGCACAUGGCCCCUGACAAGGCGCCUGGGAAGGCAGCAUGCUUCCCACCACACGGGCUGGGAAUAAUACAUCAUUUCCAAAGAUCCAUCUGUAUUUGAAUUGAUCAGUUGCCAAGAUAGGUGUUUCCGAUGGGUUGUUUUGAAAUAAUCACAUCAUGCCUAGAAAUCUGAGAUUAAAUUAGCCAGAACAAGCUGCACUUUCUAUAUUUCUUUUGCUUGGCUAUUAUAAAAUUGUUAAUUCUAAUAAUUUCAAAAUGCAUCCACUGAAGAAAUGGACAUUAAAAUAUUCUUGAAUCUAAACGCUUGAUGCCUGGUACUUCCUGCUUGAAAAGAUAAGUGCUGCUCCAGAGGUCAGUCGUGGUUCCUCGUGCUCUCUGCCAUCUGUGACUGAAACAGGAAGAUUUGCUUUUCCUUCACGUCCUGACUUUGAAAACAGGGCAACUAGAGCUACCCUGUCUGUGUAUGUGUUUUUUUAACAGACGUACCUGACAAAGUUAACUUUGGUGACAAGUAUUUCUUUUUACAUGGAAUUUUUAAAAAUAAAAACUCAGGUUGCAGGACAA